AUGGACCACUCAAACCCAGAUGAACUCGACCUCUCGGAGGAGGACUUGCACAACGACCACAACGAUUACGAACUUGCCGAGGAUGCCACCAUGGCCGCAACCAUGGGUUUUACCAGUUUCGGUGGCACCAAACCCACGAAAGAAGAACGUAAAGAUGAUGAUGAUGAUCAUCACCUGUCCCGCCCAUCCAAGAAGCGUCGCCUCGACCACCAAUCCGACAUCCCGGGCCAGCAGGCAACGACUCACACACCCCACCGGGUCCAGCCUAACCCCCAACCCUCCACCACAGACGAGAUCACCUACACUGAUGACGAAGAUGACUUCGAGCUAGACACCAAAGCCGACCUCAACACAGGCGCGCCGCCCAUCCCGGCCCAGCCUCAACCAGCGGCGGCAGAAACCACAAGGGCAGCCAACGAAAGUGGGCGAAGCACCCCGUCCCAGUCCCUACCCCAAUCUCAAUUCCAAUCCCAGUCCCGUUCCCUACCCGAAAGGUUAAACACCACAGCCUGGACAACCAUGACCUCCAACCGCGGAGGCCGCGGGGGCGCCAGAGGCGGCGGCAGGCAAGCGCAAGGAGGAGGCCAUAACCCGCUCUGGUACGUCGACUACUACGACUCAAGCAGCAACGAGAAUCCUUGGGAGGGCAUGGAGAAGUAUAAGGGGCUGGCACCCGUGGGCAGCUGGGUGCCGAGGUACUGGGAUACCGCGGCCGCGGCCGCGGCCGCCACUGCUGGUGGUACUGCUCCUGGCGCCGGCGUGGCCGAUAAAUGUGGUGGUGGAAGUGCAGUUAGGAAAGGAGUUGGGGAAGAUAAUGUGGCCAUCCGCCUGCAGGCCAUCAUCACCCGCCCGAUCUUCCCGCCUGCCUGA
Molecule: messenger RNA, 870 nt
Organism: Parathielavia appendiculata
Lineage: Eukaryota; Fungi; Ascomycota; Sordariomycetes; Sordariales; Chaetomiaceae
Exons: 2
Coding region: 1-870 (289 amino acids)
Source: RefSeq, a predicted model, not a curated record